This is a messenger RNA of Rubroshorea leprosula, 1118 nucleotides long. The record is from the annotation of a GenBank genome assembly. NCBI's taxonomy places the organism in Eukaryota, Viridiplantae, Streptophyta, Magnoliopsida, Malvales, Dipterocarpaceae.
UAUCUCUCUCUCUCAAUUUCUCUACUUCUUUUUCUCUCUAAUCUGCAACCAUGGCUGCUCAAGUGAUGCCUGAUCAGAAAACCCUCCAAGGCCUCCGUGGUUUAGACUUAGAAAGGGACAACGCCAACCCUCUCUCUCCCAAAAGACUGGAAGGGAAAAUUGCCAUUGUCACCGGCGGCGCAAGAGGGAUCGGGGAGGCUACGGUGAGGCUCUUUGCCCGACACGGUGCCAAGGUUGUCAUUGCAGACGUUGAGGAUACCCUCGGAGCUGCCCUGGCCAACUCUUUAGCUCCGGCCGUUACUUUCGUCCACUGUGACGUCUGCUCCGAAGAAGACAUUGAGAACUUGGUGGGGUCCACCAUCUCCCGGUACGGCCGCCUGGACAUCCUCUUCAACAAUGCGGGUGUUCUUGGAAAUCAGACGAAGCGGAAGAGCAUCGUGAAUUUCGACGCGGAUGAGUUCGACCAAGUAAUGCGCGUGAAUGUGCGUGGCACGGCGCUUGGAAUCAAGCACGCCGCACGUGCGAUGAUUCCGAGAGGAGGAGGAGGCUGCAUCAUUUCAACGGCAAGCGUCGCCGGAGUCAUGGGAGGGCUCGGGCCACACGGCUAUACAGCUUCAAAACACGCCAUCGUGGGGCUGACGAAGAAUGCGGCGUGUGAGCUCGGACGGUACGGGAUUAGGGUCAACUGCAUUUCACCAUUUGGGGUGGCGACGUCGAUGCUGGUGAAUGCAUGGAGGAGUGAGGAAGAACAGGAGGAAUGCAUGAGUUUUGGGGUUCCAUCGGAGCGAGAAGUGGAGAAGAUGGAGGAGAUCGUAAGGGGGUUGGCCAAUUUGAAAGGGACGACUCUUAGGCCUAAAGACAUCGCCGAUGCUGCUCUUUAUCUUGCUAGUGAUGACUCUAUAUAUGUGAGUGGACAUAAUCUUGUUGUGGAUGGUGGAGUCACCACUUCAAGAAAUUGUGUUGGCCUAUGAAAGUAUUUUGUGUAUUUUUUUACUAUAAAAUGUUUCAUCAAGUUGUUGCUGUGUUAGUGGACUCCCUAAGUGUUGUUUAUAAUUUUCAAUUAUAUGAGUUUGAAUUGACUCUUUUGAGUUCAAAGUUAAUUAAGUACUUUCAACAUC